Molecule: messenger RNA, 795 nt
Organism: Didymodactylos carnosus
Lineage: Eukaryota; Metazoa; Rotifera; Eurotatoria; Philodinida; Philodinidae
Source: the annotation of a GenBank genome assembly
AUGUUGACCGAAACAAUGGCCUCGACGACAACUUCAUCAAACCAACGUUCUCAUUAUCAGCCGUAUCAUUCACAAGCACCACAACAGCAAUAUGUACAACAUCAGCAUCAACAAACAAAUUCAACCCGUCCACAACAACAACAAGUGAAAAUAACCAGUAGUAACAAUAGUAAUAGUGUUGAUGUUAAACAACAAGUAAAAACUACAAAUAUACCAAAUCAUAUCGAACGUUCUUCAUCAUCCUCAUUAGUUAAUUCGUCUCCUCCACCUGUCCAUGAAUUGCAUCAUGCUGUUCAAAUUGGUGAUAUUCAAACAAUAUUAAGAUUACACAGCCGCUUACGUCACGGUGAACAAUGUUUAAUUGAUGAUAAUGGUCAUACACCACUUUAUGUAGCAAUUGAACAUGGUAGAGGAAAUAUUGUCGAUUUAUUAUUACACUUAGGCCAUAAUCCGUAUUGUAUAACAGUAAACCGUGAUUCGGCAUUAAAUACAGCGAUACUAUAUAAUCGAUAUGAUAUUGUUGAAUAUUUAUUAAAUCGUGGUUAUCCGGUUGAUCAUUGUGGAUUUGAAAACAAAAUACCAUUAGAAUUGGCUCUUGAAUGUAAUCAUGGACAUAUUGUUAUAUUAUUAUUAAAAUAUAAUUGUAACUGGCGUUAUGUUGAAUUAAAAAAAUCAAUGUCAUUAGUGGAAUGGGCAUUAAAACAUCAAUAUCCAACAAUAUUAGGCGUAUUAAUUGAUUUGUAUGGUGAUGAUGAAAAUGUUUUUAAUGCUAUUGGCAAUACAUGUUGUACAUAA